UUCCAAUGGGAUGUGACAGGUGCCAUCUUCAGGCGCUUGUCUCUGCUCCUAGCGGCAGGGACUGUGGCUGACUGCAAAUCUCCCAAGUGCAAUGCUGGUCUGAAGAGAGCAAGCCCUAGGGUGGGCAGAUGACCUUUCAAGAACUCCCGAACUCCAGGUGGGAUGGCAGUGGGAGAUAAUGGAUGGAGCGCUGGACUAGGAGUCUGGAUAUCUGGCUUCCCGUCCCACUGCAGCCACUAACUUGCUAGGAGAUUGCUAGUGAGCGUCCUGGGAGGAGCCCCAGGACAGAGUCCAGACCACAAGAAGAAGAUGGUAUCAGUACACAGCCUCUCCGAGCUAGAGCGUCUGAAGCUGCAAGAGACUGCUUACCAAGAACUCCUGGUCAGGCAUUUCCUCUCUGAUUUCAAACCCAACCGAGCUCUAACCACUGACCGUUCAAACACCUUGGAGAACAAUUUUCUGGUCUUAAGAGGAAAAGACAGGGCCGUGUCAUCACUCAAGACAUUUGGUGUUCGCCUGGAAGAGGUGCUGGUGAAUGAGUUUACCCGCCGCAAGCAUCUUCAACUAACCGCCGAGAUGCAAGUUGAAGAAGCCACCAGUCGGGCUACCGGCCGUCGUCGUCGAGGAAACGUGGUGCAAAGGAUGUUUGGUCGCAUCAGGCGUUUUUUCAGUCGCACUAGGAAUGAACCUGCUCUGCCGGAGGAGUUCACUCGCCGCGGGCGUCGAGGUGCCGUGUCUGUGGAUAGCUUGGCUGAGCUGGAGGAUGGGGCCCUGCUGCUGCAGACCCUGCAACUUUCCAGGGUUUCGUUUCCUAUUGGGCAGAGGCUUUUGGGAUCUAAAGUAAAGAUGAGCCUCAAUCCUAUGGCAAAACAAAUCCCCGAAAUUGUUGAAGCUUGCUGCAAGUUCAUUGAGGAACAUGGGUUAAGCUCGGUGGGGAUUUUCACUGUUGAAUACUCUGCACAGAAAGUGCUCAAGCUCCGUGAAGAAUUUGAUCAAUGUCUGAAUAUAGUGAUUGAUGAAAAUCAGAAUGUGCAUGAUGUGGCUGCACUCCUCAAGGAGUUUUUCCGUGACAUGAAAGAUUCUCUGCUGCCAAAUGAUCUCUACAUAUCUUUCCUCCUGACAGCAACACUGAAGCCCCAGGAUCAGCUUGCUGCCCUGCAGUUGCUGGUCUACCUGAUGCCACCCUGCCACAGUGACACCCUGGAGCGUCUGCUGCAGGCCCUGCAUAAAAUCACCGAGUACUGCGAGGACUCCAUUGGUCUUGAUGGACAGUUGGUUCCUGGCAACCGCAUGACUUCCACCAACUUGGCCCUAGUGUUUGGAUCUACUCUCCUGAAGAAGGGAAAGCUCAGCAAGAGAGAGUUCAGGAAAAAAAAGUUGGGGAUUGACCACUGCGUUGCUUCCGUCAAUGUUGUCCGCGCCAUGAUUGAUAACUGGGAUGUUCUCUUCCAGGUGCCUCCCAAUAUUCAGAGGCAGGUCGAUAAGCGUGUUUGGAAAUCCAGUCCUGAGGCCCUUGACUUUAUCAGACGCAGGAAUCUGAGAAAGAUCCAGAGUGCACGCAUCAAGAUGGAAGAGGACGCUCUGCUUUCUGAUCCAGUGGGAUCCUCUGCUGAGGCCCGUGAUGCUAUCCUUGGUCAAAGCACGCCCUUAGAUGAAGACCCUGAAGGAGUUCCAGAUGUGGAAGAAAUCUUGAAUCCUGGAGAAAACCUGAACCACGACCUCGAAGAAGGACCAGAUUUUGAAGACCAACAAAAUACUGAACUCGCCGAAGUUCCGUAUCUUGAUGUAAUCCCGAACAAUGAAGACGACUCAGGUACAGGGGAAAUCCCAGUUUCUGCUGAGGAUCCAUCUAUGCUACCUGGCACUGCCAUUUCCAAGGACGAGGAGGAAGCAGCGGGCAACCUCCCCAAUCGGGAAAAAGACCGUCCAUUGCUCCGUGUGCCCCGAGCCAAAAAGGCCAAAACUGGCACCAGCUACUUCUUACCCUAGAUGGUUUUCCUUCUGUAAGAUUCAGGACAGGGGAAAAGGAUGGGGUAGACUUUGAAUGUCACAGCAAACUGUAAAGAGAACCUUAAAGAUAGACACACAUCUGAUGGUAGGAAGGCAUUCCCACUGAUGCUCGGGUCAGGAUGGGAAUUCCACAUACACUGCCAGCCCCUUCACUGGGGAUGCUCGGUCUUUUCAGCUGGUAAAAACAUAGUUAUUUCAGUGCCAUGUCUGGGCACCCCACUGCAAUCUCUUUUACCCCUCGAUCCUGGCAUUCUUUCACUACAGCCCUUUCUAUAAUUGAUGUUACAUUUGUGGUGAACACCUGUCUCAGAGAAGCUCACAAAUCUCGAGGUGCUUUCCCUCCCCCAAGAGGAUUGCAUGCUUUUUGUGACUUUCCUACCCUCCUCCUGAGAGUUUAAUUGGAAAGGCCCUCAAGAGGUGUGCUAGAAUGUUAGGUCAGCCUAUGGACAGCUGGCAAACAAUUAAUUCUAAAUCAUGUCAUACCAACUCAUAGCUGUGUCCCCUCAGCAGCUCUGCUGCUUCAAGAUUUUUUUUUCCCAAAUUAUUUAGGCCAAUGGCUUGUCAAACAGCCACUCCCCAAAUUCUGUGCAGAUUUGCUCAGGUCAUGCCAACAGAGAAACUGCAUGCAUAUGUCUAACAAGCUUUUCUGGGGUUAAUCAAAGUUAGAGGAAAAUUUACAAACUGAAUUUGUUUUAAAGAAGGCUGGUGUUCACAUCCAUUUGUCUGCAAAAUGGCUAGUUAGGUAAGGACACAUAGUUCCAAGGAGCUAAGAUCAUCUGAUUACAGAUAUUCGAAUCUAUUGUCUCUGUAGUUCCUCUGUGCAGGGCGGUACAAGUUUGUAGGACAUGCUCUGAUAACGCACAGAUAUGGGUUACGUAUGACCUCCAAAUUACAGCUGAUCUGUCUGGGUAACGCCUGCUAAGAUCCAUAGAAUGAAGAUUGUGUUGUAUUGAGGGAUAGAAUUUGAUCAUAUGAUGGGUAACAACCAUAAAGCUCGAAGAUUUGUGAUUCUUAAAACUUCUCUGGCAUUUAAUCAUUAAUAAACAU
This is a messenger RNA of Fukomys damarensis (Damara mole-rat), 3057 nucleotides long. It is a transcript of the gene Arhgap36, whose product is annotated as Rho GTPase activating protein 36. Gene Ontology annotation, biological process: signal transduction. The transcript is spliced from 13 exons. Bases 310 to 1989 code for a protein of 559 amino acids. The record is from RefSeq and is a predicted model, not a curated record. NCBI's taxonomy places the organism in Eukaryota, Metazoa, Chordata, Mammalia, Rodentia, Bathyergidae.